UAUCGACUUAUUUCGUCAGGGUCAUAUUCGAACGAACUGUAUGAGGAGAAGUAAUAACGCACACUUUUGGCACACGACUGUCGCACGAAUUUAUACGUACAUACUUAUAAAGACAUUUGCAUAUUUCUAAUUUUCAAUGAUUGAAGUUUUAUAGUUGCAUAAAAUUGAUACAAUGGCAGCUACUACAUUAGGAUUUAUUCCACUGCAGCUGAUUCCAACAAACGCUAUCGGGCAGUACAAUUUCGAGAAAGGAUUUCCAGCAAAUGGGACAUACGUGGUGGUGAAAACGCCAACAGUAGCUCAACAACUGCAGCUUACAAAAUCUCUGAAAGAAAUGCAGAAUGGAGGAAAAGAAAUUAACAAUAACGAAAAUGCAAACAAACCAGUUCUUCUACGGUGCAAAAGACGGGUGGAUUUUACCGGACUUGGCUGCAAACUUGUAGACUCACAAACUCCGUCUGUUUCCAGACGAAAUGAGCGGGAACGUAAGCGCGUGAAAAUGGUUAACAUGGGGUUCGAGACGCUAAGACAGCAUGUUCCUGUGGGCCGAAAAAACAAGAAGAUGAGCAAGGUUGAGACACUAAGGUCUGCCGUACAGUAUAUAAAACAACUGCAGGAACUUCUGGAUGCUGACGCUGCAGCUCCGGACAAUCGUCUGCUCGAUAAUGUAGAUAUGGACGAACUUGAGAACAAAGUUACAGAAAUGAUACAAAAUGCAAACGAAAGUAACAAUAACCUGAACUUAGAAAAUGGUAUUAAUUUAAGUAACAGUGUUAAUCAGGAAGCUAUGGACGUCUCGCAGAAUCUCGGAAACCGUUUGCAGCAGACGACACAAAAUUUUUAUCCGGAACAAGAUUCUAGCACACCGGAAUGUUCACCGGAUCUACCGCAGUCUCCAAAUCAUGCACAGGAUCAUUUUUUCCAGAACUAUCAAAACUGUCAGCCAGUUUACACGACGCAAUAUGACAAUAUUUCCACGUCGUCGGCGGCGGGAUCAGUAAUGUCGUACUCCCAGGCAUCUCCCGCCGGCUCACUACAUUCUCCAACAUCAAGUGUCGUGUCGGACUCCAGUUACGACUCUGUCGGUCAUGAAGAAGAAGAUAUUCUGUCAUUCUCAAGCUGGUUUUGAUCAUUCAAAACAAUCAAGUCUGCAUAUGUUUGAAUAUGCAUUGAUUUGUGAUAACAGAGUCGGUUAAUUGUGGAUUACGGACAAACCGUAGCGAAAGGACUAAUGCGGUUUCAGGCAUGAUGCGUGAGCCGUAAAAAUCAGAGGACCUCCGAAUGACAGAUUACACGGAGUUGCGUUGGUAACACAAGCCAUGAUGCAAGGUAAAAAUGCAGGGUGCAUUUCUGAAGAACACCGAAUAUCGUCAUGGCAACGUGCAACCAGCAACAGAACACUGCCUUAUUUAAAUGCAUUUAGCAUUGUAUAGAUUUUGAAAUUAUAAAGUAUUUAUUCAUUUAUAAUUGCAGUUGACAAUACUGGAAUAGUGCCUUAAAUGGACUCGUGUUUUUAAUGAAUGUAUAUAUUUUAUUGAGUAUGAAAUAUUUAUUCAUAGAUUAAAGAAAGAAAAAAAGAAAGAAAAAUACGAAAGGUUGAGAUUUAACUUUUCUAAUUUUGUUGCAAUAUUUUAGAAUAAAAAGUUAAAUAAAACAAACGCCACUGCUUAUUGUAAAGAAUUUAUCGGUCAAUUAUUAUUGUUUGAGUUUUUAUGAAACAACUUUUAACUAGAGUUAAGCGAUUUUAAAAUACUUGUAUUUUCUUUUACUUGAAAAAAAAAACGACAACACAUAUGGCGUAUUUAUUACUUUACCAUUUUUAUAUGUUACUUGAACAAAGUCUGCUUGAACAAAAAUGUGCAGUUAUUUGUAUUUUCCCCGAAUGUGUUCAAUUCUGUUUUUAUCAUAUACAUAUACAUAUCAUUUUUUACAAUAUUAUUAAACAUAAGCUCAAUUCGACCAGGUACUUAAAAGGCCCUUGUUCGGACUUUUUUUUUGAGUUUGAAGAUAUUUUUUGUACUGUUCUCAUAAUAAUGUGUUCAAAGGAGAUGUAAAACUUAACAUUGUGUACUUAGUACUUACACAAUACGUUACACAAUUGUGUAAUAAUGUUUUCUAUGCAGUGUGUUCAGAAAUGUGUUCAACAUACAUUUUUUUUAAUAUAAAAUGAGACAUAGAUAAUUGUUUUUAUAUGCAAACUUACAAUGAUAAAAAUACGUCAUAGAUUCUGACGUCAUAGGCACUUGUUUUUUUUUGUUUGAAAAUUGUUUUUUGAAAAUUGUUAAUUUUCUUAUUUGUUGAGAAAAAAUUUAAAUAUGGGUACAAAUUCUUCACAGGUUUAUGCAAGAGUUGGGUUGUUAUGAAAUUGAAAUAGUGCUUCCAAGCGUUAAUAUGUACAUAAUUUUAUUCUAUUUUUAUGAAAUUUACAUACAUUUAUAUAUGUGACUGUAUAAAUAUUAUUGAAAUUGUAUAUAGUUUUAUAUAACGAGUUCAAAUACCUUUUUUUUUUAAAAAAUGUGUUAUGAUAAUUCAUAUCUCUAAGCGAGAUGAAAUAAACUGAAAAUGAAA
Ruditapes philippinarum (Manila clam) is the source of this 2568-nucleotide messenger RNA. RefSeq lists its product as uncharacterized. NCBI's taxonomy places the organism in Eukaryota, Metazoa, Mollusca, Bivalvia, Venerida, Veneridae. Gene Ontology annotation, biological process: developmental process; regulation of transcription by RNA polymerase II. Gene Ontology annotation, molecular function: DNA-binding transcription factor activity, RNA polymerase II-specific; RNA polymerase II transcription regulatory region sequence-specific DNA binding; protein dimerization activity. The record is from RefSeq and is a predicted model, not a curated record. The transcript has 2 exons. The coding region runs from base 173 to 1129 and encodes 318 amino acids.